Messenger RNA from Elaeis guineensis (African oil palm), 1951 nucleotides. RefSeq names its product dnaJ protein P58IPK homolog A. Gene Ontology annotation, cellular component: endoplasmic reticulum lumen. The record is from RefSeq and is a predicted model, not a curated record. Gene Ontology annotation, molecular function: protein binding. Lineage: Eukaryota; Viridiplantae; Streptophyta; Magnoliopsida; Arecales; Arecaceae.
CCCCUCCGAUUCCGAAUUCGAUCACGAACCUAACACAAGGGGAGGGAAAAAAAAAACGGAAAGCCCCAAACAAGAAUCCCCGGAAAAGCUACGGUGGGGUUGUCUGAAUCGAUUGGAGAUCUGGAUUUGGGGCUUUCUUCUUGUCUUCGCUUUGGAUUCGGGAAGGAAAGAUGGCGGCGAGGUUCUCCGGCUCCGGGGGACGGGUCGUCGUGCUUCAUCUCCUCGUCCAUUUGCUCUCUUCCUUCCAACCCCAGCUCGUCUUCGGCCAAGAAAGCCAACAUGGUGAUGCUGUUAGUUUAUUGAAAAGAGCCUCUGGCAUGAUAAAGUUGAACCAGUAUGAUGAUGCACUUGGACUUCUCAAUGCUGCAAUAGAAGCAAAUCCAAAUCUUUCAGAAGCUUAUUCACAGCGUGCAUCUGUUCUUCAUCAUCUAUGCAGAUUUGAGGAAUCUGAGAAAAACUAUAAAAAAUUUCUAGAGCUAAAACCUGGGAUAUCUUCAGUGGAGAAGGAGCUCUCCCAGUUAUUGCAGGCUCAAAGUGCAUUGGACUCCGCAAAUAAUCAUUUUGACUCUGGUGAUUUCUCAAGAGCUUUGGAUUACAUCGAUAAAAUUGUUCUUGUCUUUUCUUCAGGAUGUUUAAAGGCAAAAAUUCUUAAGGUGAAAUUGCUGUUGGCACUGAAAGACUACUCCAGUGCUAUUUCAGAGACAGGAUACAUACUUAAACAAGAGGAAGAUAAUUUGGAGGCACUACUGCUUCGUGGCCGUGCUUAUUAUUAUCUCUCAGAUCAUGAUGUUGCUUCAAGGCACUUUCAGAAGGGACUCCGUCUAGAUCCAGAACAUAGUGAACUGAAGAAAGCAUAUUUUGGGUUAAAAAAUCUCCUAAAGAAGACCAAGAGUGCUGAAGACAAUGCUGCAAAGGGUAAGCUACGAUUGGCUGUUGAGGACUUCAAGGCUGCCCUUGCAAUGGACCCGAGUCAUAGUGCUCAUAAUGUACAUCUUCACCUUGGUUUAUGUAAGGUCUUGGUUAAACUUGGCAGAGGAAAAGAUGCUAUCAACAGUUGCACAGAAGCGCUUGAGAUUGAUGAAGAGCUUGUUGAAGCAUUGGCCCAGCGAGGUGAGGCUAAACUUAUAACAGAAGAUUGGGAGGGAGCUGUGGAAGAUCUGAAAAUAGCCGCUCAAAAAUCUCCACAGGAUAUGAAUAUUCGAGAAGCACUUAUGAGGGCUGAAAAAUCACUGAAGUUAAGCAAACGCAAGGACUGGUACAAAAUCCUGGGGGUUUCAAGAACUGCUUCUAUUGCAGAGAUUAAACGUGCCUACAAGAAACUUGCUUUGCAGUGGCAUCCAGAUAAGAAUGUUGACAACAGAGAGGAAGCCGAGGCCAAGUUUCGAGAAAUUGCUGCAGCAUAUGAGGUACUUGGUGAUGAAGAUAAACGUACAAGAUAUGACCGAGGUGAGGAUGUGGAUGACAUGGGUAUGGGAAUGGGUGGUGGAGGUUUUAACCCUUUUGGUGGUGGAGGACAACAAUUCACUUUUCACUUCCAAGGAGGAUUCCCAGGUGGAGGAUUCCCUGGGGGUGGUUUCCCUGGAGGAUUUGGGUUCAAUUUUUGAUGACACCUGUGUUAUUUCAUUCUUAGUUACACAGAUGUUCGCUGACCCGUAGGAGUGCUUUAGAAGUCGGAGUUUGAGCAACGAAAAGAAUUGAGAAAGGUAGUUUAUCACAUUAGGUGCCAACUGCUAACAGGUAUCAGAUUUUGGAUGAAAAAAACCUAAGUGAGACUCGUAAGAAAUUAGAUGGAAAAUGCAGGUUUUCUUGAAAGUUUUCAAGAAAUUUUUUUUUAAGUCAUACUCAGCCGGUGUUGCAAAUCCUUGUGCGCAAAAUGUAAGUUGUUUACAUUGUAUUGAUUUUUUUUUAAAAAAAAUUAUGGGAAGAAAGACACUUUGCCAUAAUUACUUUC